This is a messenger RNA of Caenorhabditis briggsae, 2871 nucleotides long. RefSeq names its product Protein CBR-PRP-6 (gene Cbr-prp-6). Gene Ontology annotation, biological process: mRNA splicing, via spliceosome; spliceosomal tri-snRNP complex assembly. Gene Ontology annotation, molecular function: protein binding. Bases 1 to 2871 code for a protein of 956 amino acids. Lineage: Eukaryota; Metazoa; Nematoda; Chromadorea; Rhabditida; Rhabditidae. The record is from RefSeq and is a predicted model, not a curated record. Gene Ontology annotation, cellular component: catalytic step 2 spliceosome; U4/U6 x U5 tri-snRNP complex. The transcript has 6 exons.
AUGGCUACAACGAUUCCCGGCUCACUGGUCAACAAGACCAAAAAAUUCUUCAUGGGAAUGCCGGCGCCAACCGGUUACGUCCCGGGAGUGGGUCGUGGUGCAACCGGCUUCACCACUCGAUCCGAUAUCGGUCCCGCCCGUGAUCCCACAGAACUUCCAGAAGCCGGACCAGUCGGUCCAUCACCACAAGGCGCCGCUCCACCGCCAACCAAACGAGCCAGAGAUGAUGAUGGAGAUGGGGAGGAUCUAAAUGAAGCGAACUAUGACGAGUUCUCCGGUUACAGUGGAUCCCUGUUCUCCAAAGAUCCGUACGAUCAGGAAGACGAGGAUGCGGAUCGCAUCUACAACGAGGUUGAUGAUCGAUUAGACGAGAGGCACAGGGAUAGGAGAGACAAAAAGUACAAGGAGAUUGUUGAGAAGUUGCACAAGGAACGACCCAAAAUUCAACAAGGAUUUUCGGAUCUCAAGCGUCAAUUGGCAGAGGUGACAGAAGAUGAGUGGCAAGCGAUUCCAGAAGUGGGAGACAUGCGAAACAAGGCGAAACGCAAUGCACGAGCCGAGAAAUUCACGCCGGUGCCCGACUCGAUUAUCGCGAUGAACAUGAACUAUGGACAGAUGAACACUUCGAUUGACGCCAAUAGUGGGCUAACGACACCGUUCAGUAGUGGAUUCAUGUCAACAUUGGGCGGAGCCAAAUCUGGGAUUAUGACUCCAGGAUGGAAGACUGGAGUUCAAACUGGCACUUCUACAGAUCUGGAUCUAGUGAAAAUCGGUCAAGCUCGUAACAAAAUUAUGGAUAUGCAGUUGACUCAAGUGUCGGAUUCUGUGACUGGACAGACUGUGGUGGAUCCCAAGGGAUAUUUGACAGAUCUUCAAUCGAUCAUCCCUCAAAUGGGCGGAGACUUGCAGGACAUCAAAAAGGCUCGAAUGCUUCUCAAAUCUGUCCGAGAAACCAACCCAAGACAUCCGCCAGCGUGGGUAGCAUCUGCUGUACUUGAAGAGCAGGCUGGAAAGCUUCAAACCGCGAGAAACUUGAUUAUGGAAGGAUGUGAGAAGAUUAAAAAUUCCGAAGAGCUCUGGCUCCACGCCAUCCGUCUUCACCCAUCUGACGUUGGCAAGUCCAUUGUCGCGAAUGCAGUUAGAAGCUGCCCACAAAGUGUCCGUCUUUGGUGCAAAGCUUCCGAUCUUGAGCAGGACAUUAAGGAUAAGAAGAAGGUUCUCAGGAAGGCUCUAGAACAGAUUCCAUCGUCUGUGAAGCUUUGGAAGGCGGCUGUGGAGUUGGAGGAUCCAGAAGAAGCACGUAUUCUGUUGACACGAGCUGUGGAGUGUUGCAGUUCGUCUACAGAGAUGUGGCUGGCGUUGGCAAGACUUGAAACUUAUGAAAAUGCUAGAAAAGUUCUCAACAAGGCUCGUGAGCAUAUUCCAACGGAUAGACAUAUCUGGUUGUCAGCCGCCCGUUUGGAAGAGACACGUGGACAGAAGGAUAUGGUUGAUAAGAUUGUCUCCAAGGCUCUAAACUCUCUUCGGACAAAUCAAGUAGAAAUAAAUAGAGAUCAAUGGCUAAAAGAUGCGAUAGAUGCGGAGAAUGCGAAAUGUCCAAUCACUUGUCAAGCAAUCAUUCGCAAUGUUAUCAGUCUUGGAGUUGAAGAUGAGGAUAAGAGAACCACAUGGCUUGGAGAUGCGGAGAAUUUCGAGAAGGAGAAUGCGUUUGUAUGUGUCAGAGCAGUGUACGCAGUGGCUCUCAAAGAGUACCCAAGGAAGAAGUCGAUUUGGGAUGCAGCGAUCAAUUUCGAGAGGGAGCAUGGAUCAUUGGAUGAGCAUGAAGCGAUUCUUCUGAAGGCUUGUGAGGUGGUGCCAGAGGUGGAGAACUACUGGUUGAUGCUAGCAAAGUUGAGAUUUGUGAAUAAGCGAGUUGCGGAGGCACGAACUACACUGAAAGAUGCAUUCGAGAAGCAUGGACAUCAAUCGGAGAAGAUUUGGUUGGCAGCGACGAAAAUUGAGAUUGAGAGCGAUGAAUUUGAUACGGCGAGAGGGCUUUUCGCAAAAGCCAGAGCCAAGGCACCGUCAGCGAGAGUUUGGAUGAAAAACGCCACAUUUGAAUGGUGUCUAGGCAACCUGGAGGAGGCUAAGAAGCUUUGUGAGGAGUGCAUCAAAGUCUAUGACGAUUUCUAUAAGAUCUAUUUGGUGCUGGGACAGGUUUUGGAGCAAAUGGGAGAUGUUGCAGGGGCUCGGCAGGCUUAUACACAAGGAAUCCGCAAAUGCCACGGCAUCAUUCCCCUCUGGAUCCUUCUCGUUCGCCUCGAGGAGUCGGCUGGACAAAUCGUCAAAGCGCGUGUGGAUUUGGAGAAGGCGAGACUUCGAAAUCCGAAAAACGAGGAUCUCUGGUUGGAAUCUGUACGAUUCGAGAUGCGUGUCGGAUGUCCGGAAAUGGCAAAGGAGAGGAUGUCCAGAGCGCUUCAGGAGUGUGAAGGAAGUGGAAAGCUGUGGGCCGAAGCAAUUUGGAUGGAGGGACCACACGGAAGACGUGCGAAAUCGAUUGAUGCUCUGAAGAAGUGUGAACACAAUCCACAUGUUCUCAUCGCCGCGGCUCGGCUCUUCUGGAGUGAGCGGAAGAUCAAAAAGGCGCGGGAUUGGUUCUUGAAGGCGGUGAAUUUGGAUCCGGACAAUGGAGACGCAUUUGCCAAUUUUUUGGCUUUCGAGCAGAUUCAUGGCAAGGAGGAAGAUCGCAAGGCCGUCAUCAAAAAGUGUGUCAGUUCGGAACCACGUUACGGAGACCUCUGGCAAGCGAUCGCCAAGAAUCCAGCCAACUGGAGACGUUCGACAGAGGAGAUUCUGCAGUUGACGACGAACAAAAUCAAAGUCCCUACAUAA